Aureobasidium pullulans EXF-150 is the source of this 1020-nucleotide messenger RNA. RefSeq lists its product as uncharacterized. Gene Ontology annotation, biological process: protein sumoylation. The transcript has a single exon. Lineage: Eukaryota; Fungi; Ascomycota; Dothideomycetes; Dothideales; Saccotheciaceae. The coding region runs from base 13 to 822 and encodes 269 amino acids. The record is from RefSeq and is a predicted model, not a curated record. Gene Ontology annotation, molecular function: SUMO ligase activity.
ACCACCUCGAUUAUGCUGCGACUCAGAUGUUGCGAGGUGAUACCAACUCGACCUCUACCCACUGAGAAUGGGUGGGUCACUCUCGAUGGUAGCUGGCCGGUUCAGGCCUACUUCACAGUCAAUCAGACUCCGCUUGAACCAAGACGCAAGCUGCACCAUGGAAAGUGCCUCCCCAUCGACGUCACGCAUUGCGUUCGUGCCGAUGCCAACAAACUCGUUGUCAGGAUCAACCGCUCCAGACACGACAAGUCGCCGUUCAACUACGCUGUCGCAAUCGAGGUUGUCGGCUUUGCGACACGUGAGAGUAUCACACAAGCAUGCAUGAAACGUCUUGUGCCAUCUGAACGGAUUCUGAGCACGAUUAAGAAGGCUAUGACUAGCGAUGAUGACGAUCUAAUCAUGCAACCACAAUGUUUCUCUAUACACCUCUUUGAGCCGUUCUCUAACGCUAAAAUCUUCGACAUCCCGGUUCGUGGCCAAGACUGCCUUCACAGAGAAGCUUUCGACCUCGGUGUCUUUUUGGACACUCGACUUGAGCGCCCAACCCAGCCGCCCAAGGAUCGCAUCAGCAAAGUCGACGUAUGGAGAUGCCCUAUCUGCAAGGCCGACUCUAGGCCGCAGAGUUUGAUAGUCGAUGGUUUCUUAGUCACGGUACGUCAGGAGCUUGCAAGCAAGAACCUACUCAAGACACGCUCCAUCAACAUCGAAAGCGACGGCUCCUGGUCACCCGUACGUGAAGCUCAGGAUGACGAGGAAACUGAGGACGAGGCUACCCCGGCCCCCAAAAAGCCCGUCGAGGUCAUUCUUAUUGAUGACGAUUAGUCAUUCGAAGUCGUUCCUUGACGUCUUGGAUUACACCCCUCGUCACGUGCUUUCCAUCUCUGCUUUUUUGCCACAAGAUACCCAACAACACACUCCAUUUGUUUGCAUUUCCUCAGCCUUGCUCUUCUUCUCACGAAUCAUGACAUCAUUCAUCCAUUUGCCCACCCAUCACGCAUCAGUACAAGGAGCCAUAGCCGA